Molecule: messenger RNA, 6227 nt
Organism: Equus quagga
Lineage: Eukaryota; Metazoa; Chordata; Mammalia; Perissodactyla; Equidae
Gene: EXOC2
Product: exocyst complex component 2
Exons: 28
Coding region: 1805-4579 (924 amino acids)
Biological process (GO): Golgi to plasma membrane transport; exocytosis
Cellular component (GO): exocyst
Source: RefSeq, a predicted model, not a curated record
AGAAGGAGAAAAUCUGUUUUUUGUUUUUUGGUUUUUUUUGUAACUAAUCUGAGUAAACUUAUAGGGAAAACUUUGGAAAAUAUUUUAAAAUUCAGCCACACCUUAGUUAAAUCAUUUGGGUACACUGUAUUGAAAGCUAGUUCUAACUGAGGUUUAUGUGAGUCCGUCUCCUAAUGAUGCUAAUAUUUUAUUUAUAAGUGGUAGUACGGAUAUUCUGGCCAGGCUUUGUGUAAUUGACUCCAAUGACAAAGGAACUGAAAGCUAAAAGCUUCCCAGGGAUCAUCUGUGUGUUGAAAGUUGUUGACUCAAAGGGUGGUAAUAGAAAGAGGAUAAUGUGUGCUUAGUACUAAAUGUUCUCUUCUCUUGGAUUAAGUAGAAAUUUAAUAAUUUUAAGCUGAGAAGCAGAGGAUCCCCCAGUGUAACUUGGAACAACUCUUGGAAGUUUCAGAAAAUAUUUAUUUUUUCUUGUCAAGCGUUUAAUUUCCUCUACUGAAUAUCAUUUUGAACUAUUACUUUUCUAAAAACGGUUAUUAAUCUGCUAAGUUAAUUUUUCAUUCAUUCCACAAAUAUUUGAGAGCCUGUUAUGUAUGAGUCUUGUGAGAAAUGAAAUUGAUACUCAAAAAAUUUUACAAACACAGUUUUCGAAUAAAGGACUUUGACAAUUUUUGGUGUGAGGCAGGGGCAGGAUCACCCAGGCCGUAUGGGAAAUGCUGGGUUUCCAGUUUGUCUCUCAGUUCCUUUUCCACUCCUCUAGUUUACUCAUCUUCACUAGCCAGUAUCCUAGUACGUAUGCACCCACCACACAUUGGGAGCUUAUUGAAUGUUUAUUAAAUGGAUGAGUUUUAGGUCAGUAAUGAGUAGAGAGAAUUUUGAAAUUGACUGGCGUGAGAGAGAACAUUGGUCACUCUGCUAAGCAGUAGUCUAGAAUGUUGGUUGUUCCCAGACCCUGGGGGAUCUGUUCAUGGCUCUCCUGGAGUGCCUGGUAAAAUCACAUGGUAGUAGAAUUCCAUUAUAAUUACAUGAUGCAGUGUGUUUAUGUUAAUUUAAAAGUAUUGUUGGCACAAACACACAAACUUAAGGUAAUUGUAGAGAAAUUAUGAAUCUUGAUGCUGUGGACACACCCAUCGGCAUCCUUGGACCUCAGUUUGAAAUUAUAGAUUCAAAAGGUGUUUUGGCGUAGGAGUCAAAGCAGCCGUUUACUGGUCGUGUGCUACCACCCACCUGCUUCAUAGCAUGAGCUGAGAUACUUCGCCUCUUUGGGCUUCAGUUUCCUUUUUCCUGUAGUCAGAGAAUACAUAAAGCUAGAUUAUCUCUAAGAGUUCUUCCUGCUUUGAAAUUUUCCAACUCAGUGAAUCCUAUAACCACUUAGCACAAGGGUAACCCUGUGUUGUCUUAGAGGCUAUAGAUAUACUGGUGUUUACAUGUCUGUCAAAAGCUUAAGCCCUUGCCUGACAGGGAUUAGUCUCAGUCAUUUUUGUGUCUCCCAAUUUUAACAUGUGCCUGACACACACGUCAGAGAUAGAGUGCUAUUAGCCUGGAUUCAGAAUGGGCACAUUUGCCCUCUCGAUUAAAGAAUUGCUGAGAACUAAACUGUAGUAUUGAGUGUAAGUAUAGCCGGAAUUCAGAGAAGGGAAGGAUCUGUUGGGGUUCAAGUCCUUGGGAAGGCUUCAUGGAGGUCAGACCUUGAUGGAGAGGAUGUGGUCCUUCGCAGGGAAGGCGUGAACAUCUGGUGGCACAUCAGGAACAAAAGGCCACAGGCUGAUUACUUCUGUAACUACAUCUCCAGUUUGCUUAACAAAGCACAAUGUCUCGAUCACGACAGCCCCCUCUUGUGACAGGCAUCUCUCCAAAUGAAGGAAUACCAUGGACAAAGGUCACAAUUAGAGGAGAAAACCUGGGCACUGGCCCAACUGACCUCAUAGGUUUGACAAUUUGUGGACAUAAUUGCCUCCUGACGGCAGAAUGGAUGUCACCAAGUAAAAUAGUAUGUCGAGUGGGACAAGCCAAAAAUGACAAAGGAGACAUUAUUGUCACAACCAAGUCAGGUGGCAGAGGAACCUCAACAGUCUCUUUCAAGCUCCUCAAACCUGAAAAAAUAGGUAUUCUGGAUCAGUCUGCUGUGUGGGUUGAUGAAAUGAAUUAUUAUGACAUGCGUACUGACAGGAAUAAAGGAAUUCCUCCCUUGUCCCUACGUCCUUCUAACCCCCUCGGCAUUGAGAUUGAAAAAAGUAAAUUUCCCCAGAAGGACUUAGAAAUGCUGUUUCCUGGAAUGAGUGCUGAUUUUACAAGUGAGAAUUUUUCGGCUUCCUGGUAUCUCAUAGAGAACCACUCAACCACCAGUUUUGAACAGCUCAAAACGGCAGUCACCAACCUGAAGAGACAGGCUAGUAAGAAGAGCGAAGGCAGCCUGGCGUAUGUGAAAGGGGGUCUUAGUACUUUCUUUGAAGCACAGGAUGCCCUCUCAGCCAUCCAUCAAAAACUCGAAGCCGACGGAACAGAAAAAGUAGAAGGAUCCAUGACACAAAAACUAGAGAAUGUUCUGAACAGAGCAAGUAAUACUGCGGACACGUUAUUUCAGGAAGUGUUAGGUCGAAAGGACAAGGCAGAUUCCACUAGAAAUGCGCUCAAUGUGCUUCAGCGAUUCAAGUUUCUGUUCAACCUGCCUCUCAACAUCGAGAGGAAUAUUCAGAAGGGUGAUUAUGAUGUGGUUAUUAAUGAUUAUGAAAAGGCCAAGUCACUCUUUGGGAAAACGGAGGUGCAAGUUUUCAAGAAAUAUUAUGCUGAAGUAGAAACACGGAUUGAAGCUUUAAGAGAAUUACUUCUGGAUAAAUUGCUUGAGACGCCAUCGACCUUACAUGACCAAAAACGUUAUAUAAGGUACCUGUCUGACCUUCAUGCCCCGGGGGACCCUGCAUGGCAGUGCAUCGGAGCACAGCACAGGUGGAUCCUUCAGCUCAUGCACAGCUGCAGAGAAGGCUACGUCCACGGCCUGCAAGGUACUCCAGGCCUUCACAGUCCCAUGAUCGACCUGGAUAACGAUGUGCGGCCCUCGGUGUUGGGUCACCUUAGUCAGACGGCGUCACUGACGAGGGGCAGCAGCUUCCAGUCCAUCCGGGAUGAUACAUGGAGAUACAAAACUCCCCACCGGGUGGCAUUUGUUGAAAAAUUGACCAAGCUUGUUUUAAGUCAGCUGCCUAACUUCUGGAAACUCUGGAUUUCAUAUGUUAAUGGAAGCCUUUUCAGUGAGACUGCUGAGAGGUCUGGCCAGAUUGAAAGAUCAAAGAAUGUAAGGCACAGACAGAAUGAUUUUAAGAAAAUGAUUCAGGAAGUCAUGCACUGUCUUGUGAAGCUGGUCCGCGGAGCCCUGCUCCCACUCAGCAUCUCGGAGGGCGGAGCCAGGCAGCACGGAGGCUGGGAGGGAAAGUCUGAGCUCUCCGGACAGUGGCUUGCUCAUGUCAUCCAGACCAUGAGGCUUACUUAUGAAUCAUUAACUGCCCUCGAAAUUCCUAAUGACAUGUUGCAGACAAUCCAGGAUCUCAUUUUGGAUCUCCGAGUACGUUGUGUGAUGGUCACAUUGCAACACACAGCAGAAGAAAUAAAGAGAUUAGCUGAAAAGGAAGAUUGGAUUGUUGAUAAUGAAGGACUGACUUCUCUACCGUGUCAGUUUGAGCAGUGCAUUGUGCGUUCUCUGCAGUCACUCAAAGGCGUUCUAGAGUGCAAGCCUGGAGAAGCCAGUGUCUUUCAACAACCUAAAACACAGGAGGAGGUUUGCCAACUAAGCAUCCAUAUCAUGCAGAUUUUUGUACACUGUCUAGAACAAUUGAGCGCCAAGCCUGAUGCUGAUGUAGAUACUGCACAUCUUUCCAUGGAUGUUUCUUCUCCUGAUUUGUUUGGAAGUAUCCAUGAAGACAUUAGUUUGACUUCGGAACAGCGGCUUUUGAUAGUCCUCAGUAAUUGCUGCUACCUGGAGCGUCACACCUUCCUAAAUAUAGCGGAACAUUUUGAAAAGCACAACUUCCAGGGCAUAGAAAAAAUAACACAGGUUAGCAUGGCCUCACUGAAAGAAUUAGACCAAAGACUCUUUGAAAAUUACAUUGAGUUGAAAGCAGACCCCAUCGUCGGUUCCUUAGAACCUGGCAUUUAUGCAGGCUAUUUUGAUUGGAAAGACUGCCUGCCUCCAACGGGUGUCAGAAACUAUUUAAAAGAAGCAUUGGUGAACAUAAUUGCCGUGCAUGCAGAGGUGUUCACUAUUUCCAAAGAGUUAGUGCCUCGGGUUCUGUCCAAGGUGGUCGAAGCGGUUUCUGAAGAGCUAAGUCGACUGAUGCAGUGUGUUUCUUCCUUCAGCAAAAAUGGAGCAUUACAGGCAAGGCUUGAAAUCUGUGCUUUGAGGGAUACUGUGGCUGUUCACCUGACGUCUGAAAGCAAGUCUAGUUUCAAACAGGCUUUGGAAGCCCUACCUCAGCUCUCAAGUGGAGCAGAUAAAAAGUUAUUGGAAGAGCUGCUGAACAAGUUCAAGAGCAGCAUGCACUUGCAGCUUACCUGUUUCCAAGCUGCUGCUCCACCCAUGAUGAAAACAUAACGCUUCCAAAAUAAGGGCAAUCCAAAGAUAACAUGUAAUAAAACCAUUCACUUUCUUAAGUGCCCUAAAGGUAUUUGGUGUAUAAAGCAUUAGAUUUGCAAUUUCUCUCUCUCUCUCUCUCUUUUUUUUUUUACCCCAAAUUCGUAGCUUAGAAAGAUGUUGGUAUAUGUUUUAUUUCAACCAGAGUGACCUUAUUUGAAGUGCCAGAGCAGUAUUUGUUUUGCCACUCUUACUGCAUUAGGUCCUGGAUGACUCUGGUGGCUUGUUACCAAGUGUCUCCUGGUGAGUGCUGCGGGAGCGUGGCUGCAAUGUUCACAGGGGCAUCCUCGGUGUCACGUGCACUCGACUUUGAGGAUCAGCAGCUUCCAAGGCACACAGAGAGAUUGACGAGAAGAGAUUUGGGAAGUUCUGUAUAGACAUCUUUGGAGCUUUAACUGUCCUAAACUGUACAGCUGUUCUUCAAAACUUUAUUUCAUUCAAAUAGCUCUAAUCACCUAAUUCAAGUGGGCUUUUAGAAAAACUUGUGGUCUGCAUGAAAACAUAAUAUCUGGGGUAGGUUAUUUGUGGUCCAGAUGUCCAUGAAUUAAUUUUGCGUUUUGCUGCCUAAUUUUUAUUUUUCAAAGUGCUGAAACAUUAAGCACCUUUGCAUGUAGUUUUUUUUUUUAUCUCACUCACUGUUAGUUUGCUGUGUCACCCGACGUCGAUGUGUCCUGUCCCUGAGGGGCCCAUUGUUGCAUGUGACGGGCUUGGGGACCAGUAGGUGCUGUCCGGAACAGCUGCAGGCCUCCCAUCUCCUCAAGAACAGCAGGCCCUGUGGUGGCGCAUCACUGUCUGCUCCUUCCCCUCUGCCGGUUUCUUUUCUCUCCACCACUUCUUACCCUUUCAAGUAUCUUGCUCAGUAGCUAAAAGAACACUGCCCUGGCACAGUCUGUGUUUUCUGAGGCUUUGAAGACGCUCCUCAGUCACCAGGCUGUAGGAGCUGCUGGUGAACCGUGAGCUGUCUGUCCUGCAUCGGCUGCUCACUUCCUUUACCGGAAUAGUUGCAGGGCACUGUGACCUCUUUCAGAGUCAGUUUCCCUAGCUGACUGACUUCAUCAUGCCAUUUGCUUCAGAAAACUGAGUAAUUCUCUAUUUGUAGUCUACUUGUCAGGAUUUUCACAUUUUUCUUUGGGUAUCACAGAAUCCUCUUUUUUUAAUGCUGAAAUUAAUAUCUUUAUUAAUAAAAGUAAUUUUAGAGUACAGGAUACACAGUACCCAUUUCAAAUAAAAAUAAGUCAGUGUUGUUUUGUUUGUUCAUUUGGUGUAUGGGGGGAAAUCACAGUAACUAGAAGUAAAAGUUUAAUCUUUUACAAAUAUGCUUGGUAAAGCUUAUUAAGAAAUAUAUGGGAUAUUGUCUCUCCUAAGCCAUUUCACUGUUGUAUCUAACUUGACUAUAAACUAAAUUGCAAACUGCAAUUCUGAAUGUUUGUGUAUUUUAAAAAGCUAGUUCAGAGCAUUCAGCCAUUAAAAAAUGUAUCUUCAACACCAGAUGUAAUUUAGUUGACAUUUUUUCCCUAAGCCAUCUUUAUUUCAACAUUUUUAUUAGCUGUAUAUGUCUUUUUAUAUGUCUAGUUUUAACACUCAAAAUAAAUACUUAAAUUCUGGUUUA